AUGGAAGCUCUUAUAAGAUGUACUGCUUUUGUUUUUAACUUCAACACCGAAGAAUAUUCUAACUCAGUUGCCAGCGAAGGCAAAGAACCUGAAAUGAGUUCAGACCAGGCAUCACUCCCAUCGAAGACAGAAGACCGGACAACCACAGCUGUCCACGAAGAAGACGAAGAAAAGCAAAUAGGAGGGGAAGAUUCCAAAAGCCAUGAAGCCGCUGGGAAAGGAACAUGGAAACACGCAGCUUUCCAUGUUGCCACGACCAUUGCUACCCCUGCCGCUUAUGCUCCUCUGCCUUUUGCUCUCGCUUCUCUCGGCUGGCCUCUAGGUGUAAGUAGUUUGGUGGCUGCAACUCUAGCUACGUGGUAUUCUAGCUUACUAGUUACCUCUUUGUGGAGGUGGAAUGGCAAGAAGCAUGUCACAUAUCGGCUUCUUGCACAGAGUAUCUUUGGAUUCUGGGGUUACUGGUCUAUUGCAUUUUUUCAGCAGGUGGCUUCGUUGGGAAAUAAUAUUGCCAUUCAAAUUGCUGCUGGUAGCAGCCUCAAGGCUGUUUACAAGCACUACCAUAAGGAUGGCACACUCACCUUGCAACACUUUAUUAUAUUCUUUGGGGCUUUCGAACUUUUCGUCUCUCAGCUCCCUGACAUCCACUCUCUAAGAUGGGUCAAUGGGUUAUGCACUUUAAGCACAAUUGGCUUUGCUGGCACAGCCAUUGGCGUCACAAUCUAUAAUGGUAAAAAGAUUGAUAGGGAGUCGGUCAGUUAUGGUUUGCAGGGAAGCUCCUCUGCUAAGAGAUUUGCUGCAUUCAAUGCUCUUGGUGCAAUUGCCUUUUCAUUUGGAGAUGCAAUGCUUCCAGAAAUACAGUAUACAGUGAGGGAACCUGCAGUGAAAAAUAUGUAUAAAGGUGCGUCGACAGCAUAUGGUGUUAUUGUUUUAACUUACUGGCAACUAGCUUUCAGUGGAUACUGGGCAUUUGGAUCAGAAGUCCAGCCUUACAUCUUGGCUUCUUUGACUGUCCCAAAAUGGACAAUUGUAAUGGCCAAUAUCUUUGCUGUGAUUCAGAUAUCAGGAUGCUACCAGAUAUAUUGCAGGCCUACUUAUGCCUACUUUGAGGAAAGAAUGCUCUCCAACAGAACCAACAGUUUUCCCUUCAGAGGUCACUUUGUCCGCCUUAUCUUCACCGCCAUCUACAUUGUUCUUGUAACUCUCGUUGCUGCGGCCAUGCCAUUUUUCGUGGAUUUUGUGUCCAUUUGCGGUGCCAUUGGAUUCACUCCCCUGGACUUCGUCUUCCCCGCUUUAGCAUUCCUGAAAGCUGGGAAAAUGCCCAAAAACAGAGAACUUCGCCUUUCCAUGCAGCUUCUUAAUAUUGCAAUAGCAGCCUGGUUUUCAGUUGUUGCUGUUUUGGGUUGCAUUGGUGCAAUCAGAUUUGUUGUCGAAGAUGUCAAGACUUACAAGUUCUUUCAUGACAUGUAAAAUCCCGGAUUCGCAUAAUUUGCAAUCCAUUAUUAACUAUGAAAAGGGAAUGCAUAUAAGCAUGCAUGAAAAGCAUGCCACUAUAUAUCAAUUUUGACGAAAAAGUCUAUUGACUACU
Theobroma umbraticum is the source of this 1585-nucleotide messenger RNA. RefSeq names its product GABA transporter 1-like. The record is from RefSeq and is a predicted model, not a curated record. NCBI's taxonomy places the organism in Eukaryota, Viridiplantae, Streptophyta, Magnoliopsida, Malvales, Malvaceae.